Messenger RNA from Durio zibethinus, 669 nucleotides. RefSeq lists its product as uncharacterized. The record is from RefSeq and is a predicted model, not a curated record. Gene Ontology annotation, cellular component: extracellular region; vesicle. Gene Ontology annotation, biological process: regulation of protein localization to cell surface; double fertilization forming a zygote and endosperm; regulation of double fertilization forming a zygote and endosperm. NCBI's taxonomy places the organism in Eukaryota, Viridiplantae, Streptophyta, Magnoliopsida, Malvales, Malvaceae.
UAUUCUGAUGAAACGUACUUUACUAAUAAAAACAGUCUGUCUUUCUUUUCCAUCCUCUGAACAGUUCCAUUUCCUUGACAUAUAAAAUAAAGAAAAACAAGAAAAGCCAGAUCUCAAUCUGUAUGUGAAAGGAAAAAUAUCGUAUUUUCCUUACUAAACUAUGCAACGAAUGAAUCAAAAUUAAAAUCAAAAGAUAUUUUGCCAAUGAAUUAUCAACUUUUUGUAGUUGUUGCAAAAAGUUUUCCUAUAAAUUCUCACGUAGACGAUGGUAAUUUCCAACCCUUUCUCAAAAGCUAAAAUUAGAUUCUCACUUGAUCAAAUUCCAUGGAGGCAAGAACAUCAAAAACCCUUAUGUUUUGGUUGGUUGUGACAUGCAUUGCAGCAGCAGCAGCGUCAGUUGUCCCGUUGGGAUCAGCUGAGGAAACCCCGGAUCUUGGGGCAUGCAUCUCGUCUUUGACAAGUGUGGAAGGUUGUAUCGAGGCAAUCGACAAGGCUGUUUCGGACAAGAAUUUCGGUGAACUAAAAAAGGCUUGCUGCCAGGCAAUCACCCUGCUUUCCGACAAUUGUUGGCCCAUUGUUUUCCCUGAUCAACCUUUGGUUCCUUUCUUACUCAAGACCGUCUGUAAACUUUUAGGGAAUGUUGAGAAAGUUGCAGCAGCACCUUACUAG